CUAUAUUGGUAACUAAUGGAGAGUAGAUAAAACUUAUUGUUGUACAUCAUGACACAUUGGAAAUGACCAGGAGAUAAAUAGAUGGACCGCCAAUGAUGAGUGUGUGUGUGUGUGUCUGAAACAGUUGGAUUAAAUAUAGAAAAAAAGAUUAAGGUUUUUUAUCCUUGGCAAAAUAUGGAAAGAAAUUUAAACAUUUUAGUACAGGAAAUUUUUUUGGAUUUAACAUGACAAUGAGUUUUCGUAAAAGAAAGAGCUUUAGUGGAGACAUAAACACCAUGGAAAGUACAAGACCGUUGCUUAGUGAUGAGGAAGGUGACCUUCAUAAUCAACAUGUAAACGAGUGUAUUCCUCAUCACACAAGUGAUGGCCAAGAUGUGGAAUCUCAUAAAGAUCAACUUGCUGGACAACAUGCUUCCCAGCAAGAGAAAAAAGCAUUUCUAAGCAUAAUAAUGAUGGGCCUGGUCUUCAUGUUACUGUUUACAGCAUUCAACACAAAUGGAAUUAUAACGCAAGUGGUAAUCAAGAGCAUCAAAGCAGAGGAUCCCAACUUUAAUGGGUCUGGCUACAUAUCAUUGGCAGUUAUUUAUGCAGUCUUUGCAUCCUUUAACUGGCUAUCUCCAUCAUGCCUCAGUAUCCUUGGCCCCAAACUUACCAUGAUCAUAGGAGGCAUCACGUAUGUAAUUUUCAUCAUUGGCUUCCUGUGGCCCAACACAGCGAUUCUGUAUGUAACAUCUGUGAUAGUGGGUGCUGGUGCUGCUUUGAUCUGGACGGGUCAAGGAAACUAUCUUACUCUUAUGUCCACUCAGAAGACAAUCUCUCGGAACUCUGGCAUCUUCUGGGCUAUGCUUCAGAGCAGUAUGUUGUUUGGUAACAUCUUUGUCUUCUACCAAUUCAUGGGUAAAGAUAUUAUUGAUAAGACAACACGGAACGUUGUAUUUUCUGUAUUGACUGCCGUUGGAGUUAUUGGCGUUGGUGUUAUGUGUGCCCUUCCAAAACCUGGUGCAGGUGGCAGUGGCCGUGCUGAUGAAUCCCUUGGCAGUCCGUUUAAUGCUCUAAAAAAAUCAUUAGCUCUCUUUAAGACAAAGGACAUGCUGCUUUUAUCUGCAACCUUUUUCUAUACAGGAAUUGAGCUGUCAUUCUUCAGUGGGGUUUAUAGUGCGUGCUUAAGUGCCACUCUCAGAUUCCCCGAUCCCAAACGCCUUGUUGGACUUUCAGGAAUGUUCAUUGGAUGUGGAGAAAUCUUAGGUGGAGGUGUGUUUGGAAUCUUUGGUUCAAAAACUGUCAAAUUUGGUCGAGAUCCAAUUGUUCUUCUGGGUUAUCUGGUCCACAUGGUCUGCUUCUUCCUCAUUUUCCUGAACUUGCCUACAAUGUCUCCUCUACAAAAUACAAAAGAUCCUUCAUUUAUAUCAGAUGGCCAGCCAAGUCAAGUGAUUGCUAUGCUGUGCAGCUUCAUGUUGGGCUUUGGAGAUGCUUGUUUCAACACCCAGAUAUUCUCCAUUCUUGGUUCUGUUUAUGAAGAUAAUUCAGGGCCAGCAUUUGCCCUUUUCAAGUUUACUCAGUCCCUCUCAGCUGCUGCAUGCUUCUUCUACUCAAGUGUCUUUGAACUUUAUUGGCAUCUUGUAAUUUUGGUUAUUUUUGCUACCAUUGGCACUUUGACAUUCUGCUCUGUUGAAUGGAAGGCUCAUAGUCGCACUAAGGCUACACCAGACACAACUGCUUUUGACUGAAUCAGUUACAUGUUGGCUGACCCUUUAUUUGUAAAUUAGAGAUUUUAUUAUAUAUAUAUAUAUAUAUAUAUAUAUAUAUAUAUAUAUAUAUAUAUAUAUAUAUAUAUAUAUAUAUAUAUAUAUAUAUAUAUAUAUAUAUAUAUUUGUCAGUUACUUUGAAUAUGUCUAAACAUUUAAUUUUGUAAUUAAACUUAAUCACUGUCAUGUUAGGAUUACAGAUUUUGCUAAUCCUUUCCAUCUGGGAAGAUGUCAUCCUGAGAUUGUGAAACACUUUGUUUGUGACUAAUGCUAUGGAGAGUGUUAGUUCUGACAUUAGGCUAAAGGUCACCACAAGGGAGAUUAAAUGAACAGUUUGCCUCAGGCCCUAACUCUCAGAGUGGGCACUUUAGGACCCAGAAAUAUGGGAAUAGAAAAAUAGAGGAAGAGAGUAUGAAAACAGCCAUACCUAGCUUACAAAUGGCAUCAAUGCUGUUUUCAUUAAAUCUAAGUAUAGUAAUAAACUUCCAAUCAUUUUUGCAGCUCACUAUUUCCUUGGUGACAAUGAGCUAAAGCAUGAUGUUUAGGAUGAUGUACAUUUUCAAAAGAAUCCUUUUCAUGCUGCCAAAAUAUUUUGGUAAUGUCCUAUCUACCUGACAGUCACUGUUUGUAAAUUUUCUUAAGAUGCCUGACCAUGAAUUGUAGUUCCUUUAGAUUUUGACUAUGGAUUAAGCAUACCUCAGUACAUUGAGAGAACUAUCAUUUUAUAACCUGGUGAUAAGAUUAAUCCUUCAUAGGGGCAGAAAUUAUAUAUUUUUCAAUUUGCUCAGAUUUCAAGUUUUCAUGAAGUACAUUAAUUUAUGGACUCACUCAUUGUCUCAUAUUCCAUACUGGUAAUGCUACUCACAUUGUAUUUAAUGAUAUUCAUUGAUAUUUGGAGGUCUGUCCGGUGCCUCUUUAUUCAGCACAUGCACUCCUACAGCAGACUGAUGACUGGAUAAAGGAAGGCUGCUUAAACAAGUGGUGGAUGUGUAUCCACUUACUGCUGGGAUAGAUUACUCCUUUAAGAUCAUAAUGAAAAAUAUUUCACUUGAAACUGAGUUAAUAGUUAUACAAAGAAAAUAUACUGCAGCUUUGGGACCAAUUGUCAUAUUGUGAAUGAAACUUGCAAUGUUGCAAAUGAUAUGGAGAUUCAACAAGAAUUUCUCCACGAGACCCCCAAAGGCACAAAUGGGUCUCUUAUGGCAUGCCUAUAAAAGGAGAGUCUCAAGAAGCAUUAUUUUGAAAACAAAACUCCUAAAGAAGCACUGUACCAGUAGAUGUAACUGAAAAUGUACCAUUCUGCUUUUUGAAAGAAAAUAUAAACUGCUUAAGAAAAUAUAUAAGAAAGUGGGAAUCUAUCUUUUCUGAAGACUGUCUUACUAGAAUUGUUUGAAAUUUCAAGGAACAAUAAAGUACAUGUACUACAAAGAUUCUUAAUACAAUUCAGUAUAGUAUUCUAUAUUCCUUUGUUAAGAACCAUAUUUAGCAUAUUGUGUAUAAAAAAUAUCUUGUCUACCAAGUUAAACUCGGUUUUGAAAUACUGUAGCUAGAGGUGGAAUUUAAUUCAGUUACUAAUGAAUGUACAUACUGUAGUACUAAAAAUCAAGAAAAGUUGUCAGUUCAGUCAAGUUAAUUCUCAGUAAAAGUGUAAUGUCUUCAAACUUUUCAUAAGAAUUGUAAAUAUUUUUUAUUUAAUAUAUUAAGUUUGAUGUAUUCUUGAUUAAGAUUUUUAUUAAAUAAAUUAUGCAAAUAUUUUUAUUUUGUAUACUUACAUUUCUGAAAGUUAUAUACGGCUUACCGUAAGGUUUUGAUAAAUUUCAGUCCAUUAAGGCAGCAAACAUCUGUAGUUUUUUGUAAAAUAGAUAAUAAUAAGUGGAAUUACUAAAAUCUGCUCUCAGAAUUAUCUCCCCUGCCACUGUCAAAUAAGAAAAUCAAUAUCAUUUAGCAUGAACAAUUCAGUAGAGUGUUUGGAGUCUUGGUGGUUUCUGUUAGUUAUCUGAUGAGCUCCGUAUGGACUUGUGGUGGCUCUCGUUAGGUUAUGAUAUUGUUGCAACUGUAGUCAGCAUUUCAUCUGAACACUGAGAUUGGUCUGAUACAUUUCCUGGUGUUAACAUAGAUAAGUUACCUCAACAAAUUUCAUGAUAUUAUAGAGAUAUCUGUCACCCACAUAAGGUGUCAUUUGUAUAAUUUUGUUGAUUAUAUUUUACAUUUU
Homarus americanus (American lobster) is the source of this 3957-nucleotide messenger RNA. Its product is annotated as UNC93-like protein MFSD11. NCBI's taxonomy places the organism in Eukaryota, Metazoa, Arthropoda, Malacostraca, Decapoda, Nephropidae. Bases 225 to 1727 code for a protein of 500 amino acids. The transcript has 7 exons. The record is from RefSeq and is a predicted model, not a curated record.